Hyla sarda is the source of this 2351-nucleotide messenger RNA. Its product is annotated as E3 SUMO-protein ligase ZBED1-like. NCBI's taxonomy places the organism in Eukaryota, Metazoa, Chordata, Amphibia, Anura, Hylidae. The coding region runs from base 1 to 1890 and encodes 629 amino acids. The transcript is spliced from 2 exons. The record is from RefSeq and is a predicted model, not a curated record. Gene Ontology annotation, molecular function: DNA binding; protein dimerization activity.
AUGGCUGGCAAUGAAAAAGAGAUUCGGGACGCGCCGGGGAGUUAUAAGGCGGGCAUUUGGACUCAUUUUGGAUUCUACAAUAAACCAGGGAGUAAGGAGUAUGACAAGAGCCAUGCAGUGUGCAAAAUAUGUGAGGCCAGAAUCAAAUACUGCGGGAAUACGACAAACCUACGUGCCCACAUGCCCAGGCAUCAUGGCGACAUAGAGGUAAACUUAAAACAAGCAGCUAGUACCACUACCCCCGCUUCUCAGAGGACUCUUGACCAAGCUAAUACUGCCAAGUUUCCACCAGGCUCGAUUCGUGCAACAAGAAUAACACAAUCUGUGCUCUAUUUCAUUUGCAAAAACCUGCGCCCUCUUAGUGUGGUGGAGAACGAGGGCUUUCAGAUUAUGGUGAAUGAGAUGGAGCCCCGCUACGCCCUACCCUCCCGACAACACAUCACAGACAUCGCUUUACCGAAGAUGUACAAAGAUGUAAAGAAGGUUGUGCUGGAGGAACUGAGUUCUGCCGGGAGAGUGGCUUUGACAUGUGAUGCUUGGACUUCCAGAUGUACCGAGUCGUACGUGACCAUAACAGCUCAUCACAUUACGGGCGAGUGGAAGUUAGUCUCACACGUGCUGCAAACGCGAGCCAUAUAUGACAGCCACACUGGCGAAAACAUUGCAGGUUUGCUCCGUGGUGCUCUUGAUGAAUGGGGCUUGACUGCUAAAGAUCCCGUUGUCGUCACAGAUAAUGCUGCCAAUAUGGCUGUGGCUGCUAGACUUGCACAGGUUAGCCACAUUCAGUGUUUUGCUCACAGCCUAAACCUAGCCUCACAGAAAGCACUUAAACUACCAUCAGUGGCCAGACUGCUUGGAAGAAUUAGGCGUGUCACUGGCUUUUUUAGGCGCAGUGCAAUAGCCAGUCACCAGCUAAAUCUCAAACAGGACCAACUCCAGCUACCAAAGCACAGGCUGAUUACAGAUGUCGUUACACGCUGGAAUAGCUCCUAUGACAUGACUGAGAGGUUUUUAGAACAGCAACCAGCAAUAUGUGCAGCACUUCUUUCCAAUGAGGUCAGGAAAAAUGAAAAGGAUAUCUUCACAUUGACUGAGUCAGACAUCACAUGUGCAGAAGAGGUCCUGAAAGCUCUGAAGCCUAUGAAAGAUGCCACAUUAGUGAUGUCAGAGGAGAGCAUGCCAACACUGUCACUGAUUGCACCACUUCAUGCCAAGCUCAUCAUGGGCACUGAACGAAGUCCUGAUGAUUCAGAUACAGUCAAGGAUAUUAAGGAAGCAAUAGCACAAGAUCUAAAAAAAAGAUAUGCAAAUGAAAAGGAGACCCUGUACAUGGCAUCAGCUGUUGACCCUCGGUUCAAGAAUCUACCCUUCCUCCCUGCUGAUGAGGCUGAUGACAUCUACGCACGACUGACUGAAGCUGUGGAGGUUGAGAUACAAAAGCUAACUACUACUUCUACUAUGCAGCAAGAAGAAGAGGAGGACAAAGAAGACAAUCAACCAGCAACUAACAUCCAGCCACCCAUGAAGAAACCCAGAGCAUCAUGUGCAUUGGCUGAGCUGCUUGGACAAACUUUUUCCUUUGACAAACACCAUCGAGCACAAAAAUCUGCACAUGAUGUUGCAGCAACUGAAGUUAGAAUGUUUAGAGAUGAAACCCCCUUGCCUCUCAGUGAUGACCCUCUUGACUGGUGGAGGAAGCACAUUGCAGAGUAUCCUCACAUUGGUAGAGUAGCAAAGUGUUUCCUCUGCAUCCCUGGUACAAGUGUCUCUGCAGAACGAGUUUUCUCCACUGCAGGAGACAUUGUGUCUGCACAAAGAAGUGUCCUUAAAGCUGGGCAUGUAGAUCAGCUUGUGUUCCUCAACAAGAAUCUUAAGAUGAAGAAAAAAUAAGCUCAGUAGCUCACAUGUUCCAUCCUUUUAGUCAUAGUAGUCAUGUCAUAGGAGCUAUUCCAGGCGUUGGCGUUUGUUAUACUGCAAACAUGUUUUGCUGACGUUGCACUUUUAACAGUGUAGGGUUUUAUAAUAGUUGUCUAACUUGUCUUACUACGUCUACUACAGAUGUACAUAUUCUGCAGAAACACUUGUACCAUGGAUGCAGACAAAACACUUUGUAGUGUACUCUACCUUUUUGAGGAGGAUACUCUACUAUUCCAGGCGUUGGCCUUUGUUUUAUACUGCACAGAUGUUUUGCUGUGCCUGUUGCACUUUUAAGUGUAGAGUUUAUAAUUGUUGUGUUACUGUUAUCAAUAACUAACUAUUAAGUAAAUAUCUACACUUAAAAGUGCAACAGCUAAACAUCUGUGCAGUAUAAAAAAAAAGUCCUGGAAGCAGAGUAUCCUCCUCACAUAGGA